Molecule: messenger RNA, 999 nt
Organism: Galeopterus variegatus (Sunda flying lemur)
Lineage: Eukaryota; Metazoa; Chordata; Mammalia; Dermoptera; Cynocephalidae
Gene: LGALS12
Product: lectin, galactoside-binding, soluble, 12
Exons: 9
Coding region: 55-999 (314 amino acids)
Biological process (GO): intrinsic apoptotic signaling pathway; lymphatic endothelial cell migration
Molecular function (GO): integrin binding; lactose binding
Source: RefSeq, a predicted model, not a curated record
GGCAGGGCUCCUGAAAUCAGGAUCUGCAGCCCGAGUUGGAGUUGUCUCACCCCCAUGUCACCUGAAGAAAAACUGGACCCGAUUCCUGACAGCUUCAUCCUGCAGCCCCCGGUCUUCCACCCGGUGGUUCCUUAUGUCACGACAAUUUUCGGCGGCCUGCACGCAGGCAAGAUGGUCAUGCUGCAGGGCAUGGUCCCUCUAGGUGCACGCAGGUUUCAGGUGGACUUCCAGUGCGGCUGCAGCCUGUGUCCCCGGCCAGAUAUCGCCAUCCACUUCAACCCUCGCUUCCACACCACCGAGCCCCACGUCAUCUGCAACACCCUGCACGAUGAACACUGGCAAAAGGAGGCCCGGUGGCCCAGCCUGGCCCUGCAGAGAGGGGCUAGCUUCCUCAUCCUCUUUCUCUUUGGGGGUGAGGAGGUGAAGGUGAGUGUGAAUGGACAACACUUUCUCUGUUACCGCUACCGGCUCCCACUGGCUCGUGUGGACACCCUCAGCAUAUUUGGUGACAUCGUGGUGAAAGCUGUUGGAUUCUUGAACAUCAACCCAUUUGUGGAGGGCCGCAGAGAGUAUCCCGUUGGACACCCUUUCCUGCUAAAGAGCCCCCAGCUGGAGGUGCCCUGCUCAUGUGCUCUUCCCCGGGGUCUCUGGCCCGGGCAGGUCAUCAUAGUACGGGGGCUGAUCUUGCAAGAGCCAAAGGAUUUCACUCUGAGCCUGAAGGACGAGGCCGCCCGUGUUCCUGUGAGGCUCAGGGCUUCCUUCGCAGACAGAACUCUGGCCUGGAUCUCCCCGUGGGGACGGAAGAAGCUAAUCUCGGCCCCCUUCCUCUUUCACCCCCAGCGAUUCUUUGAGGUGCUGCUCCUGUGCCAGGAGGGAGGGCUGAAGCUGGCACUCAAUGGACAGGGGCUGGGGGCCACCAGCCUGGGCCAGCAGACACUGGAGCGACUGCGGGAGCUCCAGAUCAGUGGGAGCAUCCAGCUGUACUGUGUCCACUGCUGA